AUGGACGCAAUCGAGAACCUCUUAUCCUGGGCUCAGACCCAAGGAAUAACAGUUUCCAAUGUCGGCCCCCGCGCCCUCCCAGGAAGAGGCAUAGGAAUCGUCGUAACAUCACCUCUCAAAAAAGACGACACAAUCCUAGACGUCCCCAUCCCCUGCCUGAAAACAAUCGCAACAAUCCCAAAACCCCUAACCCGCCCCUUCCCAAAAGAAACGCCUGUCCACGCCCUCCUGGCCCUAGACAUCGCCCUCGACACCUCCCCCUCCUUCCAAACCUGGUCCGCCGUCUUCCCAACACCCAAAGACCUCUCCUCCUGCCCCCUAACCUGGUUCCCUUCCUCACCAACCCUCACCUCCCUCCUCCCCUCCCAAGCCCUCACCCUCCUCAAAGCCCAGCGCGAGAAGUUCGAAUCCCACUGGUCCCUCCACCAACACAGCUACAGCUACCCAGAAGGCGGCCUCACAUACGAAACCUACCUCCACGCCUGGCUCCUCGUAAACUCGCGCACCUUCUACCACAUCACCCCCAAAACCGCAAAACGCCACCGCGACGACCACAUGAUCCUCCAACCCGUCGCAGACCUCCUCAACCACUCGCCCCGCGGCUGCUCCGUCGCCUUUGACAAGUAUUCCUUCACCAUCAAAGCCGAUCGGUCCUACACCCCCGGCGAGGAGAUCCACAUCUGCUACGGCCGCCACAGCAACGAUUUCCUGCUCGUCGAGUACGGUUUCCUCAUGGCACAGGGCGAAAACGAGUGGGAUGAGGUCUGCAUCGACGACGUUCUGCUGCCGCGGCUGGGUGCCGCGCACAGGCGGCGGUUGGAGGAGAGGGGGUUCCUGGGGAAUUAUGUCAUUGACGCGGAGACGGUGUGCUACCGGACGCAGGUGGCGCUGCGGACGCUCGUGUUGCCGGCGAGGCGGUGGUCGCAGUUCGUUGAUGGGUUUGCGGACGGGGAGGCCGAGCAAGCCGAGGUCGAUGCGCUGCUAUGCGAAAUCUUGUCGGCCUACGAGGAGGAGAUUGAGUCCAAGAUCGAGACGGUGCGUGGGCUGGAUGAAGGUGAGCAGUUUCAACGAGACAUGGUAGCGGCUCGCUGGAACCAGAUACAGUUGCUUGUACGCGGCACGAUAGACAAGUUGGACGUUUCCAAUACAUAA
Colletotrichum godetiae is the source of this 1152-nucleotide messenger RNA. Its product is annotated as SET domain-containing protein. The transcript is spliced from 3 exons. Gene Ontology annotation, biological process: peptidyl-lysine trimethylation; peptidyl-lysine monomethylation. The coding region runs from base 1 to 1152 and encodes 383 amino acids. Gene Ontology annotation, molecular function: protein-lysine N-methyltransferase activity; protein binding. The record is from RefSeq and is a predicted model, not a curated record. Lineage: Eukaryota; Fungi; Ascomycota; Sordariomycetes; Glomerellales; Glomerellaceae.